Molecule: messenger RNA, 2768 nt
Organism: Tauraco erythrolophus (red-crested turaco)
Lineage: Eukaryota; Metazoa; Chordata; Aves; Musophagiformes; Musophagidae
Source: RefSeq, a predicted model, not a curated record
AUGUCCUGCCAGGGGAAGACAUCAGUGAAAAUUAAAUGUCUGAAACUUGUGUUUGAUUGCCUUCCUUAUCACGCCAAUCUCACACGUUUCUUCCAUCUCUUGUUCUCUGUUCUAGUAAAAUUUAAUAACUGUGCUGGUAACAAGGGAGUUCGGUAUGAAACCAACAGCCUGGACUUCAAGGUGAGAGCGGAUGGGACCAUGUAUGCUGCCCACCAGCUGCAAAUGCCCUCGAAGCAGCUCAUCCUGAUGGUGACCGCGUGGGAUCCGCAGACCCUGGGCCGGUGGGAGGCCAUUGUCAGAUUUCUGGUGGCAGAGAAGUCACAACACAAUGGACACAAGGCCAAAGGAAGGAAGGCUGUGCCCGGAGAACUGGCGCCGCAGCAAAGCGACACGCUGCUCCCGUGGCGCCAGCAUCAGAGCGCCAACGGCCUGCGGCGGCAGAAGCGGGACUGGGUCAUCCCACCCAUCAACGUGCCGGAAAACUCCAGAGGACCCUUUCCGCAGCAGCUGGUUCGGAUUCGUUCCGAUAAGGACAAAGAGAUCCAUAUCAGGUACAGCAUCACUGGAGUGGGAGCCGACCAGCCGCCGAUGGAAGUCUUCAGCAUUGACCCCGUGUCUGGCAGGAUGUACGUGACUCGGCCGAUGGACAGAGAAGAAAGAGCCUCCUACCAUCUCCGGGCUCAUGCAGUGGAUAUGAAUGGAAACAAGGUGGAGAAUCCUAUUGACCUUUACAUCUAUGUGAUUGAUAUGAAUGACAACAGACCGGAGUUUAUAAACCAAGUCUAUAAUGGAUCUGUUGAUGAAGGCUCUAAACCAGGCACCUACGUGAUGACAGUGACAGCCAACGAUGCAGAUGACAGUACUACAGCGAACGGGAUGGUGAGAUACCGAAUUGUGACUCAAACCCCGCAGAGCCCAUCACAAAACAUGUUUACUAUUAACAGCGAGACGGGAGACAUUGUCACUGUGGCUGCUGGACUUGACAGAGAGAAAGUUCAGCAGUACAUAGUCAUUGUUCAAGCCACAGAUAUGGAAGGAAAUCUUAACUAUGGUCUCUCGAACACGGCAACAGCAAUCAUUACGGUGACAGAUGUGAAUGACAACCCCCCUGAAUUCACUACCAGCACUUAUUCAGGAGAAGUUCCUGAGAACAGAGUGGAGGUUGUAGUGGCAAAUCUGACGGUGAUGGACCGGGACCAGCCUCACUCCCCCAACUGGAAUGCCAUCUACCGCAUUAUCAGUGGAGACCCCUCUGGCCAUUUCACCAUCCGGACAGACCCCGUCACCAACGAAGGCAUGGUAACCGUCGUAAAGGCAGUUGAUUACGAGAUGAACAGAGCUUUCAUGCUGACAGUGAUGGUAUCAAACCAAGCUCCCCUGGCCAGUGGCAUCCAGAUGUCCUUCCAGUCGACAGCAGGAGUCACCAUUUCAGUCACAGAUGUCAACGAAGCACCAUAUUUCCCAACGAACCACAAGUUAAUCAGGCUGGAGGAAGGGGUGCCUACGGGGACCGUCCUGACAACGUUUUCAGCGGUGGAUCCUGAUCGCUUCAUGCAGCAGGCAGUAAGAUACUCUAAGCUGUCAGAUCCUGCAAACUGGCUGAACAUUAAUGCCACAAAUGGUCAGAUCACUACUGCUGCUGUCCUUGAUCGGGAGUCAGACUACAUUAAGAAUAAUGUCUACGAGGCCACAUUCUUGGCGGCUGACAACGGUAUACCCCCCGCAAGCGGCACUGGCACUCUGCAGAUCUACCUAAUCGACAUCAACGAUAAUGCUCCUGAGCUCCUGCCAAAGGAGGCACAGAUCUGUGAAAAGCCAAACCUGAAUGUCAUCAACAUAACAGCCGCGGAUGCUGACAUCGAUCCAAACGUUGGGCCCUUUGUCUUUGAGCUGCCAAGUGUGCCAUCUGCGGUGAGGAAGAACUGGACCAUAACACGGCUGAAUGGCGAUUACGCCCAGCUUAGCUUACGAAUCAUGUACCUGGAAGCCGGUGUGUACGAUGUGCCGAUCAUCGUGACGGACUCAGGAAACCCGCCCUUGUACAACACAUCCCUCAUCAAAGUGAAGGUGUGCCCGUGCGAUGAGAACGGCGACUGCACCACCAUCGGGGCGGUGGCUGCAGCGGGGCUGGGCACGGGUGCCAUCAUCGCCAUCCUGAUCUGCAUCAUCAUUCUACUGACCAUGGUUCUGCUGUUCGUGGUGUGGAUGAAACGCCGGGAGAAGGAGCGCCAUACCAAGCAGCUCCUGAUCGACCCCGAGGAUGACGUCAGGGACAAUAUUCUGAAGUAUGAUGAAGAGGGAGGUGGAGAGGAAGACCAGGAUUACGAUUUAAGCCAGCUCCAGCAGCCAGAGACCAUGGAUCACGUGCUGAACAAGACACCUGGAGUCAGAAGGGUGGAUGAAAGACCUAUUGGUGCUGACCCGCAGUAUCCUGUAAGACCAGUAAUCCCACAUCCAGGGGAUAUUGGUGACUUUAUUAAUGAGGGCCUGCGUGCGGCGGACAACGACCCCACGGCCCCCCCCUACGAUUCCCUGCUGGUCUUCGACUACGAGGGCAGCGGCUCCACCGCGGGCUCCGUCAGCUCCCUCAACUCCUCCAGCUCCGGGGACCAGGACUACGACUACCUUAACGACUGGGGGCCCAGGUUCAAGAAACUGGCGGACAUGUACGGGGGAGGCGAGGAAGAUUAAACUGACCUCACGUUAUUUAAAAUUUAAAAAAAAAAAAGAAGAAGGAAAAAAAAACAAUUAAAAAAAAAAAAAACAAA